AUGGUUGGGGUCUUCUACCUUACGAGGAUAAGUGGACCAGUGCUGGUGCUGACUCUGGGUGUGAAGGGGGACUUACAGAUGGGGGGACAGGGUGAUUUACAGGGCAAGGAACAGGGCAAAGUGAAAGGCUUGCUGACCUUGACAGCAUUGCCUCCUGGGAGAUCUAAACAUGAAGCAACUGAGGAUCUUACCCUAAGAGCAGCAAUUUAUGGAUUGUUGCUCGACAUCCACAUUGAUAAAACAGACUGGAAAAGUGCGCUGCAGCUUCUGGACCAAGCCAUUAGAGACAUGCCACGCACCAAACACAGGCUACUUCUUCUGAAACACAGAAUACUGAUUAAAGCGCGACUGGGGGAAAGCGUGCUGAUUGACAUGCAGAAGAUACAAGAUGAAGGAGAGCAGUGCUGUUCACACAUGUGGCACCAGGUGGCGCUGUGUGCUGACGACACCACCCAACAGCUCACCUGCUAUCAGACAUCCAUCACCUCUUUGACGAGUGCAGAGACUCAGUGGCAGAAGGCCAACCUUCUGCUGGAGUUUGGAGAGUGGCUGUACUGUCACAACUUCCCCAAAGCUGACGCCCAUCACCAGGUUCAGUGGGCCAUAGACCUCCUUCUACAGGCAGAAGGAGCAG
Notothenia coriiceps (black rockcod) is the source of this 634-nucleotide messenger RNA. RefSeq names its product protein CFAP46-like. The annotation marks the transcript as partial. Lineage: Eukaryota; Metazoa; Chordata; Actinopteri; Perciformes; Nototheniidae. The record is from RefSeq and is a predicted model, not a curated record. Gene Ontology annotation, biological process: axoneme assembly; cilium movement involved in cell motility. The transcript has 6 exons.